GGUGAGCAUUGGGCAAGCCCGCAAGAUGGUGGAGCAGCUAAAAAUUGAAGCCAGUUUGUGCCGGAUAAAGGUGUCCAAGGCGGCAGCAGACCUGAUGACGUACUGUGAUGCCCACGCCUGUGAGGACCCCCUCAUCACCCCCGUGCCCACUUCGGAGAACCCCUUCAGGGAGAAGAAGUUCUUCUGUGCCCUCCUCUGAGCUGCCCGGUCGGUCCCUCUUCCCCUUUCCCCUUUGCCAGUCGGCGUCCCUAGUACACCACCCCACCCCUACUCGGUGUCCCACCCCAGCAGGUUAUCUGAAGCACAAGGCUCCCCCUCGACCACUCCAAGGACUCCAUCAUGUGGGGCACCCUUUGCUUGACCCAACAGAAGCGUCUCCCACCCUCCACCCCACCCCGGCAGACUCUGCCACGGUCCUGCCUGCUUCCCCUCUGGGCCCCAAUCACACACUGGCGAGAGGGCGGGCCGGGGUCUGCUCGGCCUCACCUGGAGCUAUGGGGAAGGUAAAGCCACGUGCAGAAUAAAGUCCCCCAGCAUCUGUCUGUCGCGGA
This is a messenger RNA of Echinops telfairi (small Madagascar hedgehog), 551 nucleotides long. RefSeq names its product G protein subunit gamma 3 (gene GNG3). Lineage: Eukaryota; Metazoa; Chordata; Mammalia; Afrosoricida; Tenrecidae. Gene Ontology annotation, biological process: G protein-coupled receptor signaling pathway. The annotation marks the transcript as partial. The transcript is spliced from 2 exons. Gene Ontology annotation, molecular function: G-protein beta-subunit binding. The record is from RefSeq and is a predicted model, not a curated record. Gene Ontology annotation, cellular component: heterotrimeric G-protein complex.